Messenger RNA from Bactrocera neohumeralis, 1335 nucleotides. RefSeq names its product pyridoxal kinase. Gene Ontology annotation, biological process: pyridoxal 5'-phosphate salvage. NCBI's taxonomy places the organism in Eukaryota, Metazoa, Arthropoda, Insecta, Diptera, Tephritidae. The transcript has 6 exons. Gene Ontology annotation, molecular function: pyridoxal kinase activity. Gene Ontology annotation, cellular component: cytosol. Bases 183 to 1097 code for a protein of 304 amino acids. The record is from RefSeq and is a predicted model, not a curated record.
UACGAGUAAUUUUUAGCUUAGGAAAAGAUAAAGGUAUACAAAUCCCAAGAACACUACAACCAACUGAACACUAAACCAAGACUAAAGAGUAGUAUGGGAUGGAGAUAAUUUGUUAUUAUUAAAUUGAUAAGAUACAACAAGUGAUAUACAUUUCUGCAUAUAUUUAUUCAUACAAGAUCAAAAUGAGUAAACCAGACUUGGACAGACGUGUUCUCUCUAUACAAAGUCACGUGGUACACGGUUAUGUCGGGAAUAAGAGUGCAGCAUUCCCAUUACAGGUAUUGGGGUUUGAAGUUGACGCUAUAAAUUCUGUGCAGUUAUCUAAUCACACUGGUUACAAAGCCAUUAAAGGGCAAAUAUUGCAAGAAAAGGAACUUGUUGAACUCUUUGAAGGAUUAGAGGCCAAUAACUUGCUACAAUUUUACUCUCAUUUACUAACGGGUUAUACGGGUAAUGGGUCAUUUUUAAAACGAAUUUCUUAUAUUGUAAAAAAGCUUAGGGAAAUCAACCCCCGUUUGAUAUAUGUUUGUGAUCCUGUCAUGGGCGAUAACGGCAAAAUGUAUGUACCUGAAGAUUUACUGCCAAUUUAUCGCGAUGAAAUUAUACCUCUUGCCGAUAUAAUAACUCCAAACCAAUAUGAAGUAGAAUUGCUAACGGAAAAAAAGAUUACUAACGAAGAUGAUGUUUGGUCGGCGGUUCAAUGGUUUCAUGACCGUGGUAUCGAAACAGUGGUGAUUUCUAGCAGUGAGCUAGGAAGAGAAAACGAGUUACGUGCUUUUCUAAGCAAGAAAAACGGCAGCCGCUAUAUAAUAAAUAUUCCACGUCAAGGAAACGGUAUAUCAUUUACAGGCACUGGUGACCUCUUUGCUUCGCUUUUCCUGGCACACAGUCACUCCACGAAUGAUUUGGGUGUCGCUUUUGAAAAAACGAUAGCCUCAUUGCAAGCUGUAAUAAAACGCACACUUGAAUCCAUGCCCGAAGAAGUUUUGUCCGGCAAACGUAAAGUAACUGCACAAGAGUGUGAACUUAAAUUGAUACAAAGUAAAGGUGUUAUUGAAAGCCCACUGGUAGUGCUAAAAGCACAACAAAUUAAAUAACCGUAGAGCCGUUUUUAUGUUACCGGUUUAAUGACACAGAGAACAAAAGCAUUCAAUCACUAUGGUGUUUAACUGGCAUUUUGAGUCUACACAUUCGAUUUAAAAACGUUUACAAUGUUUAUAUAUGAUAAUUAUAUGUACGUAUGCAUGCUUGUUAUUUGGUUGUACUUCGCAUUGUUAUAUUAUAAUAUUUAGAGGACAAUAAUAAAUGUAAAAUAUUGUAUGCAGAAAAAGAGAA